CUGAGGCGGCGGCGACGGCGGAGGGCGCGGCGCUGCCCAGGGAGCCCCGCCGCGGGGGGUCGCGACCCGCGGCGCCGGGGAUGUUGCGGUGGGUCCGGCAGCAGCUGGGUUUUGACCCACCGCAUCAAAGCGAUACACGAACUAUUUAUAUAGCAAAUCGUUUUCCCCAGCAUGGCCAUUAUGUUCCUCAGAAGUUUGCAGACAACAGAAUCAUAUCAUCCAAGUAUACAGUGUGGAAUUUUGUUCCAAAAAACUUAUUUGAACAGUUCAGAAGAAUAGCCAACUUUUAUUUUCUGAUAAUAUUUUUGGUUCAGCUCAUGAUAGAUACCCCAACCAGUCCUAUUACGAGUGGAUUGCCAUUGUUCUUUGUCAUAACUGUGACAGCCAUAAAGCAGGGUUAUGAAGACUGGCUACGACAUAAAGCAGACAAUGAAGUAAACGGUGCUCCAGUUUAUGUUGUUCGAAGUGGUGGCCUUGUAAAAACUAGAUCUAAAAACAUUCGGGUGGGAGACAUUGUCAGAGUAGCCAAAGAUGAGACUUUUCCUGUUGAUCUGGUGCUUUUAUCUUCUGAUCGAGUGGACGGUUCAUGCCAUGUUACUACCGCAAGUUUGGAUGGCGAAACUAAUCUUAAGACACAUGUUGCAGUCCCAGAAACAGCAGUGUUACAGUCAGUUGCCAACCUGGACAAACUUGUAGCUGUCAUAGAAUGUCAGCAGCCAGAGGCAGAUCUAUACAGAUUUGUUGGAAGAAUAACUAUAAGCCAACAAAUGGAGGAAAUAGUACGACCUCUGGGGCCUGAAAGUCUCUUACUUCGUGGAGCAAGAUUAAAAAACACAAAAGAAAUAUUUGGUGUUGCAGUGUAUACAGGUAUGGAGACAAAGAUGGCAUUAAAUUACAAGAGUAAAUCUCAGAAACGGUCAGCAGUAGAAAAGUCUAUGAAUUCCUUUUUGAUUAUUUAUCUAAUAAUCCUCCUCUUUGAAGCCAUUUUGAGUACUAUUUUAAAGUAUGCCUGGCAAGCUGAAGAAAAAUGGGAUGAACCUUGGUAUAAUGAUAAAACAGAACAUGAAAGGAACAGCAGUAAGAUUCUGAGAUUUAUUUCAGAUUUCCUUGCUUUUCUGGUACUUUACAAUUUUAUUAUACCCAUUUCACUUUAUGUAACUGUUGAGAUGCAGAAGUUUCUUGGAUCUUUUUUUAUUGGCUGGGAUCUUGACCUCUAUCAUGAAGAGACAAAUCAGAGAGCUCAAGUAAAUACUUCAGACCUCAAUGAGGAACUUGGACAGGUAGAGUAUGUGUUUACAGACAAAACCGGUACGUUAACUGAAAAUGAGAUGCAGUUUCGGGAGUGCUCCAUUAACGGCAUAAAGUACCAGGAGGUCAAUGGUAAACUGACUCCAGAGGGGUUUUCUGAAGAUUCUCCAGAUGGAAAUAGGCAUACUUUGAUGAAAGAGGAAGAACUCUUCUUGAAAGCAGUUUGCCUUUGUCAUACAGUACAGAUCAGUGCAGACCAAACAGAUGGUGCCGAUGGGCCCUGGCAUGCCAAUGGAAUAGCAUCCCCAUUGGAGUAUUAUGCUUCUUCACCAGAUGAGAAAGCUUUAGUUGAAGCUGCAAGCCGGGUUGGAGUAGUAUUUAUGGGAACUAGUGGGGACAGUAUGGAAGUAAAAAGUCUUGGAAAACCAGAAAGGUACAAGUUGCUUCAUGUUUUGGAGUUUGAUCCAAAUCGCAGACGAAUGAGCGUCAUUGUGGAGAGUCCCUCGGGGGAAAAGCUUUUAUUCACAAAGGGAGCAGAAUCUUCCAUUCUUCCUCGUAGUAAGAGUGGAGAAAUAGACAAAACAAGGAUACAUGUUGAUGAAUUUGCUUUGAAAGGACUACGAACUCUGUGCGUGGCAUACAGAAGGUUCACACCAGAGGAAUACCAGGAAAUUGGCAAACGCCUUCAUGAGGCCAGGACUGCCUUACAACAGCGGGAAGAAAAAUUAGCAGAUGUAUUCAACUUCAUAGAAAGGGAUCUGGAACUGCUUGGGGCUACUGGAGUAGAAGACAAACUGCAGGAGAAAGUCCAAGAAACUAUAGAAGCACUCAGAUUGGCUGGUAUCAAAGUGUGGGUUCUGACUGGAGAUAAGCAUGAAACGGCUGUUAGUGUCAGUUUAUCAUGUGGACACUUUCAUAGAACCAUGAACAUCCUUGAACUUGUACAGCACAAAUCAGACAGUACAUGCGCAGAGCAGCUGAGGCAGCUAGCCAAGAGAAUAAAAGAAGACCAUGUUAUCCAGCAUGGUCUGGUAGUGGAUGGGACCAGCCUCUCUCUUGCACUCAGGGAACAUGAAAAACUGUUCAUGGAAGUUUGUAAAAGCUGUUCUGCAGUGUUGUGUUGUCGUAUGGCACCGCUUCAGAAAGCAAAGGUAGUGAGACUGUUAAAAACAUCUCCGGAAAAACCUAUAACAUUAGCAAUUGGUGAUGGUGCUAAUGAUGUGAGCAUGAUACAAGAAGCACAUGUUGGCAUAGGAAUCAUGGGCAAGGAAGGAAGACAGGCUGUAAGAAAUAGUGACUAUGCAAUAGCACGAUUUAAAUUCCUCUCCAAGUUGCUAUUUGUUCACGGGCACUUUUACUAUAUUAGAAUAGCAACCCUUGUACAGUACUUUUUUUAUAAGAAUGUGUGCUUUAUUACACCACAAUUUUUAUAUCAGUUCUUCUGUUUGUUUUCACAACAGACCCUCUAUGACAGUGUAUACCUGACUUUGUAUAAUAUUUGUUUCACUUCCUUGCCUGUCCUCAUCUACAGUCUUUUUGAACAGCAUGUGCAUCCGCAUGUAUUGCAGAGUAAACCUGUGCUUUAUCGAGACAUCAGUAAAAAUGCUCAUCUUGGGUAUAAACCAUUUCUUUACUGGACCAUCUUGGGCUUCUUGCAUGCAUUUGUUUUCUUUUAUGGUUCGUAUCUUCUAAUGGGAGAAGACACUUCAUUGCUGGGAAAUGGCCAGAUGUUUGGAAACUGGACAUUUGGUACUUUAGUCUUCACCGUUAUGGUUAUAACCGUUACGAUGAAGAUGGCUCUGGAAACUCACUUCUGGACAUGGAUAAACCAUUUUGUUACUUGGGGUUCCAUUGUGUUUUAUUUCAUAUUCUCCUUAUUUUAUGGGGGAAUUAUCUGGCCAUUUUUACAUACCCAGGAUAUGUACUUUGUAUUUGUUCAGCUGUUGUCAAGUGGUUCUGCUUGGUUUGCCAUAAUACUCAUAGUAGUUGCUUGUCUGUUUCUUGAUGUUGUGAAGAAAGUGCUGUACAGGCAUCUACAACCAACAAGUACUGAAAAAGCUCAGAUGUACUCCAACAGAGUUGCUUUAAGUGACGAGUUCAUCGCACUGCAGCCAUUGUCCAGGGCAAGGAAUCAGCUGAGCAAAAUUAGCUUACUGAGACAGGUUCAAGUAUCAACUGCAUGGACUCCAUGUGCUGCUUCUCAGAUGGGGAAACAGCAUGCACAUCUAUUAGAAGAAUGCUGGAACGACUAAUGGGAAGAUGUAGUCCAACCCGGGUCAACAGAUCAUGGAGUUCAUCGGAUCCCUUCUAUGCCAACGACAGAAGCAUCUUGACUCUCUCCACAAUGGACUCGUCCACUUGUUAACAGGGACAUUUGUAAAUACCUUGUGGAAGCCAAGUGGUGCUCACGUACCUGUAGUAGGUUCUGAAGCGAGUACAGUUCUACAUCCCUGCCCUAGACAGGACUAGUGUGACUUAAAGGCAAACUGGCUGUCCUGUAGCCAAGCAUAGCGGUCAUCUGGACUGUAUUUGCUUCCAUUAUUUUUUCUAAUGAUAUCCAUAAAUUGCUAAAUUUUUUGGUAAGAAACACUUUCAGCUCUCACCAUUAAAUCUUUUUUGUUACCAUAUUAGCAGAUUGGAACCUUGUAUUUGAUAUUUGAGAUGCUGGUACAACACAGUGCAAAAUCUUCUCCCAAAUGCAAGCGAUCAAAUAGAAUUUGCACAAUGAAACCUAAGUGGAUCAUAAUGAAAUUAGAUUGCCCUUUACUGCACGUGCACUCAGUUUGAACUGUCUUUUACAGCUGCUAUCUUAGUGGGUUGCAGAUCAGAUUAUUGUUCCCAUGGACGGUUUCUAAAGCGUUUAAAUACUCAGUAAUUUUAGAGAUAAAUAUUAUUCAAAUAUUUGUGCUGGUGUAUGAAUGGCAAUUUUAUUAGUCAUCACUUUGAGAAACAGCAUACAUCGGUCAUUUGGAGUCGUGAGGAUUUAACAGGUCACUGUUUUCUUUAAGUGUGAUUCAAAGCCAGUCAUCUUCUCUAACAAGUGUUUCAUUAACCAGUCACAAACUUGAUGUGGAAAAAUGGGUAAGGAACAGUGGCUCGUGCAGGUGUCUCACUAGCAUAAAUUUUUGAGUGAGGAAUCCUUUUAAUGUUGGUGAAUCUUUGCAUGUUUUAUUCUUUUUCAUGUAUUUAUAUUUGGCCGCGUUGUACGUUGAAGAUGCAAUUAAUCCUUAAUUAUCUUCAUAUAUCUGAAGAAUCUGAGACAUUGGUGGCAGUGUUUUGAUACCUAAGUAUGUCAAUAAAAACAAAUUGCACCAAUGCAGCUUUGAAUGGUACAUGAUACAUCUUGCAGGUACUUCUUUUUUUUCUCAUCAGUUUAAAUAAAUGUGUCUUCAUGUUUGGGGAAGGAUAACAACAUUUGCCUCUUUGUUCUGCCGUGUUGGCCAGAGCUAUUAGGGUUCUUUCUUAAUAUGUGAGAGCUAAAUGAAGGUUAGAGCUUUGUCUUAGGUAGUCCUCAGGUGCAGGCCAGGAAAAAUGCUGCUGUGUUUGGACACCUGUUUGGGAAUCCAGUUUGAAGUCAGUCUCAAGUCCUAUCACUAUUGAAAGAAUCUUCCUGCCAGCCAGCAGAAGGUAAAAAGCAAUGUAUUAAAAUUCUCAGUGAAAGAAACUAGAUCCAACAGACUGUAAAUAGCUAAUAGCUCCUGUAACAACUUCUUAACUGAAGAUGCAGUUAAGCUUGAGAUUAGUACAAAACCAGCAUUGGCUGCUUUCAGCACACCUGCAGGGGUUCCCCCUAUUGGCCUGAGUAAGUUGCUUGUCUUAGCAGUUUCUCAUUCUGAGACAGUCUAUCUGACAUCAAUAUCUAAGAUGUUUCUAAAAACUCUAACAGAUAUCUGCUGUUUUGUCAUACCUUUUGUGUGUAAGCCACCAUGUUUCACUGUUGAGAAGUGUGUGUUUGUCCGUGUCACCCACAGCACCCAGGCAGAGUGUGUGACUGUUGGGCCUCAUUAGCCAGCUCAUCUGUGUGUCUGGCUGGUGCACCAUGUGUGGAAAUAGACACUGUGCUUCACUCUGUCAGAAUGUCAGAGGGUUUGAUAACCCCACUCCAAGCACUUAGAUUGGGUCAGGAUCAGUACAGAAAUGUUUGUUGGCUUUUACCAUACAAGUAUGUUGAUUAUGUGCACAGAAGAUGCACAGUCCUGAACUUGAAGAAUAAUUUACACUGAUUAUAUAUGUUUCUUUAAAACCUUCCAUCUCCUCUUGUCCCUCUUCCCCUGCUUUCCCUUUUCCCAGUGUUUGUAAGGUUACCGAAGAAACACGCAUUUAAACAGUUCAGGAAGAACUUAAGAAUCCAUCUGUCUGCCAAGGUAUAUUUUUCUAUUUGCAGUACAAGUUAAACCUGUAAUUUAUCAUUUAAUGAGUAUAGAAUCAGUUUGCACAUGACCAGAUUUUUGGUCUGGCAAACAGUUAGGACCAUAUGUUUUUGUAAAUAUGUCACAGAUGAUUGAGAAUUGCUUUUGCUCAAGGAAGAAAGCUGUUGUGUAUUUCUCUGACAGCUAAAGUGUAUGAAACACUCAUGCACUGAGCCUACUGCAAAAGUCAGUCAGUCUUGACAAGGAUGACAGCACAAAAUACAGCUUACUCCAUUUAAAGAAGAAUUCUGCUCUCUGAUUCAAUGGUGAAGGAGACUGUGCCCUAGGAAGGAAGAAAAUAACUAUGAUAGAGCUGGGUCUCAGCCUUGAAGCCCAUAACAUAUGGCAGGAAAGCAAGCAGUCCGUUAAAGCAAGUUACCAGACUUAGGCUUUUUAACCAUGCAGCAGAAAAGAGGGAGUGGGAAUAUGUUCCACUUUGUUCACAAACUGGAAUGUGUGUAGAUUCUGCUUAAAAUAUCCUGUGUAUUUUUUAAGGCAAGGGAGGAGGGAAUUUAAAAAAAAAAAAGCAAAGGAAGAACUCAUUCUGAGUUCUUGUUUUCUAGUACAAAACAUUAUGCAGCUCAACUCAGAGUGCGUAUAUAUUAGGCAACCAUAAUUUCUUACUGCAACC
This is a messenger RNA of Lagopus muta (rock ptarmigan), 6288 nucleotides long. It is a transcript of the gene ATP11B, whose product is annotated as ATPase phospholipid transporting 11B (putative). Bases 81 to 3500 code for a protein of 1139 amino acids. Gene Ontology annotation, cellular component: endoplasmic reticulum; recycling endosome; trans-Golgi network. Gene Ontology annotation, biological process: phospholipid translocation. The transcript has 31 exons. Gene Ontology annotation, molecular function: magnesium ion binding; ATPase-coupled intramembrane lipid carrier activity; ATP hydrolysis activity. Lineage: Eukaryota; Metazoa; Chordata; Aves; Galliformes; Phasianidae. The record is from RefSeq and is a predicted model, not a curated record.